AUGCCUGCGCUGAAAGUUAUAGAUUUAAGUUACAACUUCAUAGUGCGCUUGGCCUGGGAUGUUAUUUCUCAGUUAUUGAGUUUGGAAAAACUUAUUUUAUCUGAGAAUCUUAUAACGGUGUCGGAUAAUUUACACAAUAGGCAGUCUUACAAUAGUUGUAGAAAUUCAAGUGUGAAUAUAAUUUCUCCUUUCUCUGUUCAAACUGAUAUCAAUAGAAGUGAAUACCGAUACAACGUUUGUGAUUCAGCAAAUAAUUCAUUCGACGUGAAUAUUUUUGGUAAAUCCAAGCUCGUUACUCUUAGCUUAGAAUGGAAUUGUUUGGCCACUUUAGUAGGAAAUGUUUUCACAAACUCUUCUUCUUCGCUUCAGCAUGUCAGAUUUACUCAUAACCGUAUUCGUGAAAUUGGAAAUAAAGCUUUUGCAAACACAGUAAAUUUAAAACUGUUAGAUUUGUCAUACAACUCGCUGUCAGUUAUAAAUAACUACACGUUCAGAAGUCUUACACAGUUAGUUCUGUUGAACUUGGAACACAACGAACUGGAGUUGAUAGAAGAAGGUGCUUUCCAUAACCUUAACUCUUUACUGUCUCUUGCAAUAGCGUUCAAUAAACUUAAAACAUUCAAUUUCAAUACUUUUCCGCAGGAAAAUUCUUUGAUUGCGUUUUCAGCACAUAAUAACCCCCUUGUUUCGCUGGAAACAACAAUUCAUCUAACACAUUUAACUACUUUAAAUGUCAGUAACAGUCUACUGAUGGCUGGUUUGAAAGUGUUUGAUAGUAUGCCGUCACUUCAUGUGCUAGACGUAUCGAAUACGAGCUUGUGCGAGAUUGGUGUCGAGUCUUUCAGAAACACCAAUCACCUGCAUCACCUCACUUUGGGCAGCAGCUGUCUCAGAGGCUUGGCCUGUUCGCAUUUUGAUAGUUUGAACAGGCUUUUGUUUUUGAGAUUCAGCAUUGAGGAACCUGACGCAAACGCACUGGACACUCACAUCAGCUGGAAGAACUUGACGCUGAUUAAACGGCUUGUUCGAAAAACUUUACCUGGAGUACCUUGUCCUCACUGGACAUCCCAUAUGCCAGGAUCUGCAAAGGGCGCAGAUUAUAGAGAACUUAUUUCUUUCGGACACGUGGAAAUGGGUUAUUUGCUCGUCUUAAUUGGACCUGCCAAGCAUGAUCGUGUCACAAGAUGGCAUGUACAUGGUGGGUGUUUCUUUACAUUACGGCUUCUACCCAGAGGGUUAUUUCUCAAGCGAAAUCACAUAGAAAGUGGUUCUAUCUGGACUAGUCUGAAAUCUGUGUCCCACAUUAAAACACAUGCCGUGUACACCUUCAAUGCUUUCGCAUAGAAUUAUGGAUAACUAGCUGUCAUUCAUAUAGGCAUUAUUUGAAAUACUUUUUUAUGUGCAUCAUGAAAAAUUUAUGAGUGAAAUUUUACGAUGCGUGGGCACCAUGCAACGACAUUUUCACAGGAUGCAAAAAAAAUA
Molecule: messenger RNA, 1482 nt
Organism: Bacillus rossius redtenbacheri
Lineage: Eukaryota; Metazoa; Arthropoda; Insecta; Phasmatodea; Bacillidae
Product: toll-like receptor 4
Exons: 1
Coding region: 1-1344 (447 amino acids)
Cellular component (GO): extracellular matrix
Molecular function (GO): protein binding
Source: RefSeq, a predicted model, not a curated record